UCUUACACGCGACCUUGCCCGUCGAGACACGAGGGUUGUUUACAAGAAGCCAGGUUACAUGUCGUGCCGGUGUGAUUCAGCUGUCGUGCCGGUUUGAUUGAGCCGUGCGGGGUAAGGUGUCGUCUGUAAUUCCGCCUCGGUUCCAGUUCACCUCAGGAGGAACGCCAACUCCUCACCUGUAACCCCGCCUGUCCACUCACGUAUCCCCGGCUCGGGGAAAUAAAUAGCCACGGAUAAAGGCCAGCCGUCCACCGAACGCGACGUUAACAAGGCACACGUAAAUACACAAACAACGGCCGACACAAAGGCCGCUGCUAUUCUUUACACCGGACGUGGUGUUAGUUCAGCCCGCCCUGUUCAUUCCUUUUGACACCUGCGGGCUCCAUUACGAAAGUCGUAUAUUCGUCUUAUACAAGGUCUUAUACGCCCAAUUGGGAGAGGAGAAUGCUUUGGUGUGAUGUGUGGUGUCCGAAACGGGAACGUCAUUCAACAUCGGGACAACGUCGGGAGACUAUGAGACUUGGGAGCUUUGCGUUCACCACCGUGGCACGCACCCGGGCGCAACUGCAAGCGUUAGAGUGCGGUGAAAGGUCUCUCUUUCUCCUGAUAAAUGACUGUGCAAACACUCGUGUUCCCGAGCCGACCCCGGGUUCCCAGUGGUAACGUCUGCCGGUUGGCGAUCGCACGUCGCCAGAGUGUUUUCUCAGCCUUGCACGCCCUGCAGCCCGCGACGAGAGUUAGUUACAACCGCGGUCACGUUUCACCGUAAAGAAUCGCCAACUCUCCGCUCCACUGCCACGCCGUGUUGUAUACCCUCGACAGUUUCAACCUACCUUAUGGAGCCAACGUAAGACUUGCUGCUGACAUUUGAUUUAAAGUGCGGCUUCGGUUCAGCGAGGUUGUAGUAUAAACCGUUUACGCAGACAUGGGGGAGAAUACGGAAGGGAAACAGUAUCGAACCGACGAUGCCCAGUUCUGGGACAACUAAAGUUUGACCUUAAACCAAGAGGGACAAGAUGGAAGGCAAGCCGCAGCCGUCGCGUACCCCCAGUGCCAGGACCGGGGCGUCACAGGACACGUCCUCGGAGCUCUGUACGGUCUUCGUCCGGCUUCCCAACGACGACGUCGCGGGGUUUCGCGACCUUCCGUCGGGCAUCUCCGUGUACGACCUGAAGGCGAGGAUCGAGAUCGUGACGGGCAUUCCCAGCCAGAUCUACACCCUACACUACACCAACGACGUGGACCUGGAGGACGAGAACGAACUCAGGAUAGGCAUGACCAUCAUGAACGGGGCCACGCUGCGAAUGCAGCUCUUCACCAGUUGGAACGGACUCUUCUACUCCACUUGGAACGGAAACAUCGACGACACGUACUACAGCGGAGGUGUACAACUCAUCAGUGAGGCCGGCUUCAGCGAGGGGGAAGCGGUCGCCAUGCACAGGAUAGUAGCCAAGAGAGCCUUCGUAUCCCUUUUCCUGGCCUGUCACAGAGGGCAUUACGUGCUGUGCAAAGUUCUACUCUCCAUUGGUGCUGACCCGGUGGGUAGGACGCCUUCCGGCCGGACGCCUCUACACGCCGCCGCGGCACAGGGACACCUGGACGUGCUGAACGCUCUUCUCGACCAGGGCGUGGACGCCGGCGCGCGGGACAUGUACGGCAAGACCCCUCUGGAACUGUCCGGGCAGUUCGGGCGGCGGGAGUGCGAGCGGAGGCUGUGGCUGCACCAGUGGAACCUGCGGGCCGCUAAGGCGGUCACCGCGGACACAGACACUUCCAGUCACGCGUCUGGGCACGGGUCGAACGGACAGGACGUCAGCCUGAGUACAGCAUCAGUCAGCACGCUGGGAUUCAUCCACGUACAAGGAGAGAAACCCCGACACGCCGUACGCCGAGUCUUGAAACCGUCUCCUCUGCGUGCUCAACAUAUCGGGAGCGCCAGUACCUGGUCAAACAGCCUCCCAACGCCGCAAGCACCGCAGAAGAGCGUCCAGCUACCGAGCAUGAGCGCGCCAGUCAAGGGUGUCCGCUACGGGCGUAUUCGCCCCGGCACGGCGCUCCUCGGGGACAAGUCGUUUCCCGAUGUCUGCCGGGCGUCUACCCUCCCCUCCCCCCGGGUGAGCGCCGGCAGCGAGGACGGUAAGAGGAAGUCCAGAAGCAGCGCGAGCCGGUCCACCUCCUCGCUGUACCACAGACACUGCCAGACACACGCCUCGUACACGCCUGUCGAGAACUGCGACCCUCAUCAGGACGACUUCAACGUGGAUGACGAGGACAUCGAGAGGUUGAUCCACGUCGUGUCUCUGUCUCAACCCUCCACACCUGUACCUGCAGACGACUCGGAUCUUGUGACAAGAGAGAAACGACAGCAACAGCUCAGAAGACCGCGAACGGGAGAGAACUCGCGGUGUGCGAGGUGUAGACUGCGCAACGACACCAGGAAGCCACCCAGCCCUCAGCGAACCCCCAGUAAACACUUCGUGUACCCGGGAACGUUCUCCGUGGGCGCGAAACAGCUGCACGUCAUGAUGCCUGAGAUGGAGUACUACCAGCAGCGUCCCACCACGAGGUGUCACUCGGUCCCGCCGCCGUCUCUGUGCAGCGACGAUGAAGCUGUGGACGCCGCUAUCGGAGACGACGACAUCCCGGACCUCGCGAAGCCUCCUGAGGAAACCAACCACAAACCCGACAGCGUCAACAGUGAAGACAGCGGCAGGGACACCAUGGACAAGACAGAAACAGUCGACGGCGACGACGAUGAUACACACGUCAGUAAACCGAGCGAAGAGGCGACGACAAACUUUGUGAAACAGAGGGAGUAUCAGAUCGACGUUGAUAACACAUUUGAAGAUUCUCCGAGCAAGGACAGACCCGGUUCCAACACAAAGGGGACGCAGUGCUCGGAUGAAGGUUUCUCAGCACUGCAGACAGUUCCGAGUCCUGAUACCUCCACAGACGACGUUCCGAAAUUGCAGAUCAACGGCGUAAAGUGGGAUCUAGAGAAACCGACUGUGACGCUUAAAAAUCAAAACGGCACGCAGACGGAAAGCCAAGACCGCCAAGUGAAUGCCCCACAGCGCCCCGUUCGCCAGCGCUCUCUGUCGGCAGACGACAAGAUGUUCCUCCCGCGCAAACCCGCUUCUGGGAUCCUGCCGCGGGCCAAGACGCUGGAGUCGUGGAUUCUGAUGAAGGCUCGUCAGAAGCAGGGACGGCGGGAGAGACCGGAGAUGGAGGAAAGACGGCGGCGGAACGUAGAGGCGUAUCAGAGAUGGCUGAGGACUAAAGACCAAGAGACGCGCGAAGAUGCCACGGACCAGUCCUCUAGCGCUGAAGCGAAGGAGAACCAAAACGCGUUUGAGCAAUGGCUGAAGGCAAAAAGACAGCAAGCUAAGAAAGAAAAAAGAGAAACAAGCGCAAAGUCAAAUAGCGAUUCUAAACAGCCUGCCGAUAGAGGUGCACAGGAGACGCGCCCGAAAAUUAUCGACGGAAUGUCUCACGACGAGUGGCUGCUUCAGAAAGCCGAACAGGGGGCCUUCCCCUCCGCCGAAUCACGGCGUCCUACCGCCGAAGACGAGAAAACCGCACGGAAGAAAACCUUCACAGGCGGGCUCACGUACGACGAGUGGCUGACCAGAAAGCUCCAAGAGGAAACGUUAACAAAAAGGCUGCUAGAGGCCAACAAGGCCGAACUUCAGAAAAAAGCGUUCGAACAAAGGAAAGGCGUGGUGGACAAGAACUUUCGAGAAUGGCUGAAGCAUAAGGCGGAGGAAAACCAGCGGGAGUACGAGAAAUUCGAGGCAGAAAGUCGGAGGGCACAAAGUAAAGAAAGCGAGCGCCGCUUCAGAAACAUGAGACGUGGCGUGACCUUCAGGAACUGGAAGGAACAGAAAGAACAGGACAGGAUUGUGGAGUUUGUCGCCAUGGCGCAGCAGGAGCGUCAGGAGAGGGCGAACGACGAGGAGCGGAAGAGAAAGAGCCAGCGGUCCUUCGAACUGUGGCUGGUCAGAAAAGCUCAGGAAAACCUGAACGAGGAAAAGAAGCGUCUUGAGAUGGAAAGACGCCGCUUUCUGAUGGCGGCAGCAAGGACUUAA
This is a messenger RNA of Branchiostoma belcheri (Belcher's lancelet), 4088 nucleotides long. RefSeq lists its product as uncharacterized. Gene Ontology annotation, molecular function: protein binding. The record is from RefSeq and is a predicted model, not a curated record. The transcript is spliced from 2 exons. Bases 1017 to 4088 code for a protein of 1023 amino acids. NCBI's taxonomy places the organism in Eukaryota, Metazoa, Chordata, Leptocardii, Amphioxiformes, Branchiostomatidae.